GCACUUAUUAUCUUAGUGGUAAGUUGAAUAUUCGUUCAACGUUUUUAGUGUAUAGUAUUAUAAUAGGUGUUAUGAGACUACCAAAAACUAUUUCACAUAGUAAUUAGUUAAAAUUAUCAUAUUCUUAUUGUUGAUUCAUUCACAAACACUGAAUUAUAGUUUCACAAUGGUUAAGCGAUAAAUUAAACGUUGAAGCAGAUAAACGCAAACAUUACUUCCGUUAUAAUAUGCCAACUCCAUAUGAUAGAAUCGAAAGUAAGAUGUUGAAAACUGAAUAAAAUACACUUAUUCUAAAUGAUGUUCAUAUACCUAUCUAUAUCGUCUAGAAAUGUGAAACUUCGAUUCUCUAUCAAAUUAUGUUAACAUGCAAGUAGAAUUACAGUAAACGUUUUGUAGUCAAAACUACUAAUUCGUGUCCUUAUCCUAUAAAUUCAAAUGAUUGCAUGAUCUCAUUUUGUCGAGAGAUUGUAUUUUGUAAUCAUACAGAAUAACACAUUUAACCUUUUAUACAUAACGUAUGAAUUAUAAACGUCUUGUAAAAUACAAGGUUUAAAGCAUAUUCCAUCUUUUUGAUCAUAAUAUUCGAGUAAGAAAUGAUGUUACCCAUUAACUGGGAUUACAAUGCUAUCGUUUAUUAACAAAGUGUUUUACUUUUCUCACUUUCAUAUUUUCAAAACCACACUUUACAUAGAUUGUUCUAUUAGUCUGUUAGUUUGCCACUAAUUAAAUAUCAUAACUUUUUUGUAUAAGAUGAUAUUUUCCGAAGUUAUUCGACUAUUUGUAAAUCUACAAUCCAAACAGUCAUAUUUACACAAUCUACUCAAAUCUGUACAAAAUAUGUAAAUUAAUUGAACUGGCUAUAAAACUUUUAGGCUAUUAGGUCAAUUUUUGUACUAAUUGUUCUAUUUAGUUUUAACAUCAAACCAAACAAUUUUCUUUGUUUGUUUUUUCAAUUAUUCUCAAUCAUAUCGGUAUAUUAUGAGAAUUAUUUUCAGCUUACUCAAAAUCAUGAGAACAGAAUAUCAAUAAAUAUACUUUCAUAGUAUUCAAAUGUAUUCAUGUAUUACAUAAUCAUCAUGUUGUUCAUAGUUAUUGUAGGAUAUUUUGAUUCCAUUAAAAGUUAAUAAAAGAAAUCAUUGGAUUUUAUUGAAUAACAAUUAUAUUCGAUAGACAUGUACAGUUCGUUGACGAUUUUCAUAAAAAAUCUAUUAAAUACAAAUGAAUAAAAUUUACCAUUCAAAGAUUUCCAAAAGACACUCACUAGAAAGAAUAAUUAAUUAAAAAAUAAAUAAAAAAGUUCUCAAAUAAAUUUCUCUAGACCCCAACCCCACCCAACUCGCCAUAUUGACACUUUAUAACACUUUAAUAAAAUGACUGUUGGUCAUAAACAUAAUGUGUUUAACUUAUCCAUAUUAAACUAAUGUAUAAAUGAUUGGUUUAUGACAGUAUAAUUGAAAUGAUGUCAUUUAAUUAAUUUAACAUUGUCUUUUAUACUGUUCUUCUAUUUUUUUUAAUUAAAUUAAAGAGAUUCAAUGAAAUUGAUUCCAAUGAUUACAAAUAUUCAAUUAUUAUCUGUUCUAUGCUUACUUACUUAUGUGAAUGCAGGUUUGUUACAAAAAUCAAAUGAAGAUGAAAUUUCAUCCGUCGGAAAGACUGAUUCUGGACAAGAUAAAGAGCCGUCAAUCGUUUCUGAUGUUGUUGCAGAAAGUGUUGAUAGUUUGAAUGAAACCACAAAUGUAGACAGUCAUAAAGAAGGAACAUCUAACUCGAAUUCCUCUGAGUCGAUUGUAGUGGCUGACGUUGCUAACACUGAGACUGUUGUCAACUUAACCUCAAAUCCUCCAGAAUCUACGAUAGGAAAUUCUGACAACAAUUCAGAUAGCACUGACAACUCAGAUGUUUCCUCUACUCUGACGACAGAAACUGAUACUACUCAGAAUGAUAUCAUUGUUCCGAUAAUUGUAGAGGGUUCAGAAAAUCAUACAGAAAGUACUUCUACUGUGACAAGUGGUGAAAAUCAUACAGAAAGCACUUCUAAUGCGACAAGUGGUGAAAAUCAUACAGAAAGCACUUCUAAUGUGACAAGUGGUGAAAAUCAUACAGAAAGCACUUCUAAUGUGACAAGUGGUGAAAAUCAUACAGAAAGCACUUCUACUGUGACAAGUGGUGGAAAUCAUACAGAUAAUAUUCAUACAGAAACAGUUAUAUCUGAUUCAACCUCAGAAAAUCUUGACAACCAUACAGAAGCCCCUACAGAUGCUAAUGCACUUUCUCCUUUGAUAGUAGCCGUUGGUGAUCUUUGUAAAGAGUUUGGUAUUUACAUGGACACACAGUUGACUAGUCUAACAUCAGGAGACUUAGAAAAUCAGACAGAAAGCACUCGUAACUCAGGUAUAACCCCUUAUACACAGGUCCAUAACGUUGACGAAAAUCGUACUGAUGACUCUCACUUAGAGUCAACUUCAGAAAGUGUUUCAUAUGACCAAUCGAAAAGUAACCAGUAUAACAAUGUAUAG
Schistosoma mattheei is the source of this 2516-nucleotide messenger RNA. Lineage: Eukaryota; Metazoa; Platyhelminthes; Trematoda; Strigeidida; Schistosomatidae. The record is from the annotation of a GenBank genome assembly.